AUGGACAGGACGACUGCGGCAGCGGCGCGGGGUCGGGUUAGCCUGCGACGAAGAAGAGGGAAGAACGCCGGGGCACCGGGGCUCUACCCGGAGCUCGUCGCCCUCAAUGCCGUCCCCUCCCUCGUCGGCCUCCUCGGCCACGACAUCGCCGACAUUGCCGUCGACGUAGUCUCCCUCCACACCGACGCCGACAUCCUCGGCGACCACGACGACUCCGCGCACACCCUCGUCGCCGCCCUCGUCGACAACAACGCCCUCGAGCUUCUCAUCCAGAACCUCGCCCGCCUUUCCGAGGCCGAUCCCGACGAGGUUCUUCGCCCUCGCCGGUGA
This is a messenger RNA of Ananas comosus (pineapple), 330 nucleotides long. RefSeq names its product beta-catenin-like protein 1. The transcript has 2 exons. Lineage: Eukaryota; Viridiplantae; Streptophyta; Magnoliopsida; Poales; Bromeliaceae. The record is from RefSeq and is a predicted model, not a curated record. Gene Ontology annotation, cellular component: spliceosomal complex. The coding region runs from base 1 to 330 and encodes 109 amino acids.